Messenger RNA from Diaporthe citri, 516 nucleotides. RefSeq lists its product as uncharacterized. The coding region runs from base 1 to 516 and encodes 171 amino acids. The record is from RefSeq and is a predicted model, not a curated record. The transcript has 2 exons. Lineage: Eukaryota; Fungi; Ascomycota; Sordariomycetes; Diaporthales; Diaporthaceae.
AUGAAAAUCGACAUUACCGCCGUAUUCCUUCUCAAGGCUGCGGUAGUCAUGGCCGCAGUCCCGGGGACACGCGCCGAGUUGCCAACCGAAGACGUCGACACCAAUGGCACCAUGUCGCUCAUGGAGCGACAGGAAAAGGGACACGGAAGAGGCAAGGCGACCUGCGGCAUAUAUGCCAUGGCAGACUACCACAAAUUCAUUGACCUCGUCUAUGAUAUGGACAACGACCUCAGGGACGAGGACUACACAAUCGACGGCGGGCAAUGCAAUCGUGUUCACUGUUAUGAUACGAGCGCCCUCUGGGUGUGCAACGAUAACAAGGACCCGAUCAAGCUCAAAGGUAAAGAAAUCGCAAUUGCGCUUUCGUUCGUUCGCAACUACUGCUGCCUCGAUGGCCCCAGGAGUGAUUCGAGUGACAAUGUCAUUUCUGGCCAACAAUUCACCCCAUGGGGAUGGAAUGCCAACGCUGGGUACGGCAACUGUAACGAUCCCACCAAUAUCCGCCCUCACAUGUGA